Molecule: messenger RNA, 3128 nt
Organism: Pygocentrus nattereri (red-bellied piranha)
Lineage: Eukaryota; Metazoa; Chordata; Actinopteri; Characiformes; Serrasalmidae
Gene: nrtn
Product: neurturin
Exons: 3
Coding region: 1047-1745 (232 amino acids)
Molecular function (GO): growth factor activity; glial cell-derived neurotrophic factor receptor binding; receptor tyrosine kinase binding
Source: RefSeq, a predicted model, not a curated record
UGGAGACUCAGUUUUGCGCACCAGUUCCAUUCACCCUGAGAGAAACUGGUCUGGUCUUGCUGUAGACGGAAAUGACUACGAACUGUUGUGGAAAGUGUUUUGUUUGUUGGGCACCAAGUAGCAGCAGCUUAAUCCACUGAGCAGACGGGAUCAAAAGGAGAAGGUAACAUUCGGGUCCCAGCCCAUAGAAGACGCUCUGAGCUUUGCUUGUGUAAUCAAGCCUGGGAUCACGUACCUGAUGACUUGUCUCUGAGGGACUCCUUCAGAAAGUGCUGAAGAACUCAUUCCUGGUUGUAUCCAAGAAGAGGAAUCUUGGGGUCCAAUGAGAAGGUUGCUAACUUAGGAAUUCCUCGUUAGAGAUCUGUGGAAGAGACACAAGUGUGCUGCCAUCAGCUUUCCCUCACUUUAGUGAAUCACUGCAGAGGAAUUUUCGUGGAAUAAACAACUUUCCCAAGCCACAUUGCCAUCUCUCCGCAUUACAUUUCAGAGGACAGAGCAGACUGGUGAGAAAUGACAAGCUGUAGAGCUUUAAAACUAAUUUAAAUUACUUUUUCUCUAAUGGCUGCCAGACAUUUAGCUCGAUUUGAGUACUGGGCUGUCAAAAUAGUUGCUCUUAUCACUUCUUAACUUUCGGGAAUCCCUAUUUCUGACUUCUUAAAAGCAAAACAUCUAUUUUUUUAUUAGUAUUUUUCAGAGGAAGACGCUGUUGAUGUAAAUGCUUGCUUGACUUAUUGCACAACUCCCUAACAGCAAGAUGGGGAUUUGGGGAGCUUUCUUACACAUCCUAAGUCCCUGGACAUCUGAUGGUCCUCUGAAGCUAAAAGAAUGCGGCACUUUCGGGGGCUAGUCUCGCUCCAUAGACUGCUGGACGCAACCGUGAAAAGAUAACAGGAAGCCAAACGUGCUCUCUUUCGCCUGUCCCCGAGUGAAAGGGCUGGAGUAUCGAUCAAUGCCAUUUUUACCCAGAGGUCAACUGAAAAGAUAGACACGCUGACAAGUCUGGAUAAGCCGGGCAAACGAGUGCCAAUGCUCUUACUCAUUUUAAGAUGAAGUUAUGGAAGUGUGCCGCCAUCGCCUUGACGCUCUGUGGUGCUGCACUGUCCGUCUUCCUCUCUAGAAUCCUGCUUCCCCUGAAAGCACCUGUUCCUCUUCACUUCGAGCGUUCAUCAUUUUCUUCAUCAUCAUCAUCACCACCACCGCUACCAUCAACAGCAUCACCUGCAUCUUCUAUGUCCUCAAACAGCUCCUCUUCUUGGACUGGUAGGAAGUUUCGGAGGGUCAGAUCAGCGAAUGGUGCCAACUCGGUCAUUUCUGAAUUCAUAAACAUGUUCCAGAGCUUCACAGAGGGUGAGCUGAAGCAGAUCAUCGCUGCACUGGUGGAGCGCAAAGCACAGAGGGACGCCAAGCAGGGCAAAAGGACUAAACGGGCCAAGAAUGGCAGCAAAGUGUGCUCGCUACAGGAAGAAGAGGUAACAGUCAGCCAGCUGGGCCUAGGCUACAUCAGCGACGAGACCGUUCUUUUCCGCUACUGCAGUGGAAGGUGCGAAGCCAGCCGCCGCAACUAUGACAUGACGCUGGCAAUCUUGAAGCGCAACAGCAAACUAAUCAAGGAGGACCUCAAGAAGGCCAAGCACAGACCCUGCUGCCGGCCAACCGCCUAUGACAAGAACAUCUCCUUCCUAGACAACCAGAGCCGAUACCACACCAUCCAUGAGGUUUCUGCACGUAAGUGCGGCUGUGUAUGAUCCUUAUAGAAGAUGCUACAAAGGCGGGGAAGUGACACUCCAUGUUGUGGAGGGGACAAUUCCAUGUUGUUUGAUGUGAUUGAUGAGCUGUAAAACAGAAGUAGGUAGAAGAAGAUGUAGGCCAUACCUGGUAUAGAAUAAGUAGGGCUAUAGAGGGUAAAGUUUCUGUUAUGUUUCAUUGCCUUUCCUGGACACUGUUCUAAAAUGGAAUCAGUCAUUACACUGCAUAAAUAAUGGGCUUUUCGUGAACCAUCAAAUUCGUCACUCAGCUAAUCACGGCACACCACAACUAAGAUAACAUCACAAAUGGAAAACAUAUGGAAAAAGAGAUACUCCCGUAUGGAAUACUGCAGAGCUUUUGUCAGAAGCUGCUGUUGAUCGAGCCUUUUGGACUAGCUUGAAAUAUUUAGUGAACGUUAGUUUCGUGGCUGCAGUACAUCCCUAAAUCAGUCAUGCAUGAGAGCUAUGAUCAGCCUAAAAACUCACUCUCUCUACAAGUAUGGAUAUGCAUUCUCCCACAAAUUGGUUGUUUGUGUAAAGGAUACCCAUAAGUGCAGGCUUUACACCACAUUCCCGUAACCACAUGCUAACCUUAACAACACUGAGACAGUAAAAACAGCAGCACCCAGACACAUCAGCACCUCAGGAUGAACAGCCCUGAUUGCAGAUCUAGAGAAGGAGCAAAAAGAGUAGAUAUAUAUAGUUAGACCUACUGAAGAUAUGGAUAUAGAAUAGCUGCAGUUCUUAUGCCGUGUUUACACGUUCAUAGCGCAUGCAGCCAUGGAAACAUUGCCACGGUAUCAGCAUUUCCAGAGAAAAUGAAUGAUGGUCAGAAAAGAGCUUGAGCAAUGUUAAUUGUUUUAGGUGGAAAAAAGUGUGAGGAUGUUCUGAACUCUAUAUUUUGCUGUGUAAUAGAUGGUGCACAUGGACAACAACGUUGUGUCCAUGUCUCCCAAAAAAAUCAAAAUUAUGUUAGCACAUUGGUAUGCCAUAGUGGGUAAAAUCACUGCCCUCCACAGGGUUCAAUGCCCUGUGUGGGCAAGCACACCAUGCUACACCAAAGAGUUUCCUUGGGCUAGACUCCUAAUGCUACAUUCAGCUACCUCUGAAACAUGGUUAAAAAUUGUCAGUCACUCUGGAUAAGAGCAUCUCAAAAAUGCAGAGCAAAUCCCAAUUGUCUUCAUCUGUUGCAGUUGGUAUCAGAAGCAGGUAAAAUUUUGCUCUGCUUUUGCUGCUGGCAGUGGCAUAAUUUUCUAUUGCUGAUCCAUGGACAACAAUGAAACACCUGACUUUCUGUUGACUGUCUACCAUAAUGUAAAUACAGCCUAAGAAUUACCUUUAGUAACAAUACAUAAAAUUUCAAAUACAGUUGUGUGCAAAAGU